Messenger RNA from Oryza sativa Japonica Group (Japanese rice), 930 nucleotides. RefSeq lists its product as uncharacterized. NCBI's taxonomy places the organism in Eukaryota, Viridiplantae, Streptophyta, Magnoliopsida, Poales, Poaceae. Gene Ontology annotation, molecular function: DNA binding. The record is from RefSeq and is a predicted model, not a curated record. Gene Ontology annotation, cellular component: cytosol; nucleus.
GGAGAGAGGCCCAGAUGAGUUGCGUUAAAUCCACGGGUGAGGAGAGAGAAAAAGGAGGUCAAGUUCUCUCUCUCUUCCUCUCGUCGCCGGAGGCGGGAGGCCAUCGACGCUGAAGUGAAGGGGAUCGCGAUCUCCGGCGAGCGUGCGGGGGAAGAUGGCUGACCCAGAGUUGGAAGCUAUCAGGCAGAGGAGAAUGCAAGAGCUAAUGGCACAGCAUGGUGCGGCAAAUCCGCAAAAUGCUGGGCAACAAAAAGCUCAAGAAGAUGCAAAGCAGGAAGCUGAGGAACGGCGGCAGAUGAUGCUUGCUCAGAUUUUAUCUUCUGAAGCUAGAGAAAGGCUCUCCCGCAUAGCUUUGGUCAAACCUGAUAAAGCAAGAGGGGUGGAGGAUGUUCUUCUGAGAGCUGCUCAGUCCGGUGGAAUAUCUGAAAAGGUGUCUGAAGAAAGGCUUAUCUCACUUCUGGAGCAAAUCAAUACCCACACUAGCAAACAGACGAAAGUUACGAUUCAGAGGCGCCGGAGCGUCCUUGACGAUGAUGACUAGCUGCAUGUGUGUUGUGUGUACGAUGAGCUGGUGGAGGAGUCUGCUGUAGCGCAAAACUACUUAGAAAUGAUGAUUAUCAAACGCUAUAUCAACAACCAUCAAAACUUGAGCGACUAUUUGAUGGAUAUUUGGCCGUAUAUGAAUUAAUUCGAGUUUGGUUUGGCUUGUUCCAUUGAUGACAUUCAAACUUUUGACUGCUCCGAAGGGGAAUUGCCACACGUCCGACUGGUAUGUACGACUUAGCAUCCGACCAGUACUUACCUGCUCCUUGCUCUGGCCCACAUGGAGAGCAGCUGGCUCGUUGGAGUAAAUUGAUUAGCGAACAAUAGGGUCGGAUGUAUAGCAGUACUCGCUCCGAAGUGUGUAUCCAUCAUAUCAUGAGUAUCUUA